Messenger RNA from Penaeus monodon (black tiger shrimp), 1815 nucleotides. Its product is annotated as sphingomyelin phosphodiesterase 4-like. Gene Ontology annotation, biological process: sphingomyelin catabolic process; glycerophospholipid catabolic process; ceramide biosynthetic process. Lineage: Eukaryota; Metazoa; Arthropoda; Malacostraca; Decapoda; Penaeidae. Gene Ontology annotation, molecular function: sphingomyelin phosphodiesterase D activity. The record is from RefSeq and is a predicted model, not a curated record.
AGAAGAUUGGAAAGUAUGCUAAUAUUUAAGGAUAUCUGGCAACUGUGCUCGUGGAAAAUGGUAGGAGUGCAGUGUAGAAUACAGGAAGUGCCUUAUUAUUCAUACCAUUGGAUAAAAAGGAUGUUCUCAGGCAUCAUCAAGAAUCCCAGAAUAGUUACUGUAAUGCAAAUACUGCAGGAUCUCAUUAAUUUACUUCAGGUUCGUCUACAGAAUGCUCUCAGUGAACCUCAGCUACACAUUAGAUGUGAAGAAGUGGGGAGAAUUCUGAAUGAAUCAACCAGUAAAGAUGCCAGCUUUGUAUUACGCACAGUUGUGGAGAGUGUGUUUGGAGUCAAUGGACAAAUGGGAUGGGGACUGAGGACAGUAACCCAUUCAGCCAUGAGUCGGGAAUUUGACCAAUUAAGACUGUUCUUAGGUCCAUCAGGACCACUGCUGUCACUCACAUACCGUCUAGCCAAUGAUCCCUUUCUCAUGUUCGAGUUCCCAGUGAUUUGGCUACCAGUCAAGUCAAGAGCAGAUAUUGAGGAAGGUACUCCUGGGAUGUUCUAUGUCAACAAAGUGCAGAAUCCUGGACCUGGAAAGGCACCAACAAAUAUUCUUUUGAAUGCCUUUGAAUUCUACAUCUUCCAUUUCACACACUUUUUAAUUAGUGGAGGCUCGCAGCGCUGGUCAUUGUCUUGGACUACUGCAGGUGAUGCACUAUAUCCUAGUUUACUGGAGGAUUAUUUGCAAACAUUCUUGCCAUGUGAUAGCUCCAUUCCCCCAGGUCCACCUAGUCCUCCUGUUUCCCCAAGAGGUGUUUUGUCACCAGUCUCUCCCAGGAGCAGUGGACCUGGAAAUGCCAACCUGUACCUGACAACUCUUGUAUCACCAAUUGCCUGCCGAACUGUUCGGACACCAGGACCCCAUGGGUAUCCUAGCCUUGAGGGGAGUGGUGCACAUGCAUCAUCUCCACUACAUGCGGCACAUAAUCCUCAUCCUCAGUUAAAUAUUUGGACCAGUCAAGUUUUAGUGCAAGUCCUCUUUGAGAUGUGGGUGAAUCAGUGCCUUCCACCUUCUAGAUCUCCAGGGCGUUCACCACCUUCUUCAGCUUCAGCUCCUCAUAGCAAUCAAGAAGUAUUUGUGCCGUCAAGUGAUCAUGUUCGAGUAGUAAGAAUGCUGAUCAAACAUCUACACUUCUUUGCAAAUAGUGCCAAAUCAGCUCAGCCAUCUCCCCUGGAUGAUCUUCGCAAGAAUGUGUGGACAAUGUAUCGGAAGAGUUUGUUCCAAUUCUUGCAUCACACGUUCAACCACUGGCCUUUAGACUCUUCAUUUAGACUUGUACUAGAAACAUGGUUGUCAUACAUACAGCCUUGGAGAUAUACUGAUUAUUCUCCAAUCAGUAGAAGCCCAACACAAACAGCUGCUGACUUCGAUACCCAACGAAUGGUAGAAGGAAAAUGGCAGGGAUUCAUUGCUGAAAAUCUUCUUUUUUAUACUUUGCUCUUCUACCAUCUUAUGUGCCGACUCUUCCGGUUAGAUCUCUCAGCACCAAAGAAUGCUCAUAUUCUCUUCAGAGUUACAAAGGUUUUCUCUCAAGCAAAUCUGGGAAGUUACAUUAGAGAAAUUGAAGAGGCUUUGGAAGACCCACACUUCAUGCACCGCUCCUUGCUUGGAACACCACACACCCUCAGCCCCCAUGGUGCAUUCUCAAGUCUUCAAGGUGACCAGUUUCCUGCUCGUUCACUUGCCUCAGUAGCAAGAGCACACCUUUUGGAGAUGGAAGGAUCAAGCCAUUCAUACAACCCCAUGUUUAGUUCAGGAAAUUUAGCAGUG